This is a messenger RNA of Cynoglossus semilaevis (tongue sole), 970 nucleotides long. RefSeq names its product G-protein coupled receptor 15-like. Gene Ontology annotation, cellular component: membrane. Gene Ontology annotation, molecular function: G protein-coupled receptor activity. Lineage: Eukaryota; Metazoa; Chordata; Actinopteri; Pleuronectiformes; Cynoglossidae. The record is from RefSeq and is a predicted model, not a curated record. Bases 1 to 894 code for a protein of 297 amino acids. The transcript has a single exon. Gene Ontology annotation, biological process: G protein-coupled receptor signaling pathway.
AUGCUCCUGAACGCCACCAUCCCCCUAUCGGUGGACUUCAGUACUCCAGAGGACUUCCUCAUCUUCAUCUUCCACAUCCUGUUCGCCACCAGCGCGGUGCUGGUCGCCGGCUCCGUGGUGAUCGGCAUCGCCUCUACCCGGUCACUGCGAGGCCAGAACCGUUUCAUAUUCAUGCUGAACACCAGCAUCAGCGACACCCUGACCGGCUUCUCGGUCUACUACCUCGGUCUCUUCGACGUCCAGGAGGGCUACCCCUCCAGGAACGGCACGUUUUACAUAUUACCCUCGUUCCUGGGGGUGAACAUACUGACGUUCCUCUUCGCCCAGUUUGACCGCUACUUCGCCGUGUGUCACCCGUUCUUUUACAACCGCUACGUCGCGCGGUGCGUGGUGAUCGGGAUUUGCGUGUUCUGUUGGGUGUACACUUACACCAUCCUCACGGUGCAGAACUUGGUGCCGAUUUCUAGAGCGGCCCAGAUUAACGCGUUCGGGGUGAUGACGCUGCAGGUCAUAGUUGUAGUCAAACUGAUGAUGACCAUUAAACUGUACAUCAUCGCCAGGAAUCACCUGACCAGACAGGCGCCCAGUGCGGACAGAGAUAGCAAGAAAGAGUCGCUGCGCAUCAUUGUGUUCGUGGUCAUCUGUUUUCUUGCUCUGUGGUGUCCGUCUUUUGUCAAUAUCAUCGUCAGACAGAUGACCAGUAACGGCCUGAGGUUCAGGAAUGAGGCCACUAACGUGUUCGCCAUCAUGGCACGGUUAAAUGCGCUGGUCACCCCAGCUCUGUACAUCUGGGGCAGUCCUUCACUGAGGGGGGCAGUGCGGAGGAGGAUCUGCCCCAGGAAGGCAAGGUCAGUCCCUGUUCAAACUGUUCAAACAGGCUCUAAAGAUGUCUGAAAAGGUUUCAAGGUUCAUUAACACUAGAAUUUCUAGAAACACAACCAAAGACCAAAAAGUGAUUUUAAUAUAGACU